AAAAAUCUUCCUCUCCAAAUUCCUCCAACCAAACACUCCUUAAAGGGUUCUCCAGCUAUUAUUUUCAUACUGCAAGUUCUAUUCAUUGCCAUUCGCAUUCUACAAUCCGCCUUUUUCAUCAUUAGAUGAGAUUCAACAUAUUUUUCGAAACAUGAUCAUUGGUUGAAAAAGAGGAAUAUGGAGGAACCCGUUCCUGAAGACGGUAUAAAGAGGAAACUCACCUGACCUUUGUUUAUAGCCUGAGAAUAGAUAAUGUCAUUCGAUAACACUGCCACAUAAAAUGUCCGAGUUUGAAUAAUUGCCAUAAUGGAGAAACCAAACAAAAUAAAAUCAAAAGAAUGAGGAGCCGAAAUCAAAAUAUCUUGGAGGCUUACUUUUUUCUAAUUAAUUUGGAAUUCACUAGCAGCGUGGGGUGUGUAGUUGAUGGCAAAGAUGAUGUUUGUAUUCUCUAAUGAGCACGAAGGCAAUAAACGCAAAAAAUGCUUGCGUUUUCAUUUAUAAAGUUUUUGCUUCCAUGUCCUGGUCUAACGGGCAAAGUUGGAAUCAGAACGCAAUUAGAUUGUAGAUGGUGGGUGUCGAGAUAUGUGUAGAGAGAAAUGCAAAAAAUUAGAGUGUUGAAAAUGCAUGGUCAUCAAGUUGAUGGCAUAUGAUGCUCUGUUUGCUGCAUACAUAAUACUGAAUCCCCUUCAAAUGACCGUAGUAACAAAAAUUUGAACUAAUUAUAUUUUGGCAGCAUUACCACCAAUGCGAGGUUUGACGAAGGCAAUAUCAUCUACACACCCGAGUCUUCAUCUUUUCCACCCCAACGUAGAAUCCUUUGUCUGGAACAACCUCAUUCGAUUUCGAGUCAAAUUCAAACCCAAACUUGCUCAUCAUUCCCCACUCUCCCUCUACCUUCGUAUGCGCUUCCAUGCCGUAACUCCAGAUCUUCACACCUUCCCUUUCCUUCUCCAAUCCCUCAAUAACCCUUCUCAUCUCUCUCUAGCUCUCCAACUCCAUGUCCAAAUCUUCCUACUUGGUCUCUCCGAUGAUCCUUUUGUUCAAACCUCCCUCAUUAACAUGUACUCUUCAUGUGGUAGUGUCCCCUUCGCACACCGAGUGUUCGAUGAAAUUCCCCAACCAGACGUAUCAUCUUGGAAUGCUAUCAUCCACGCAAAUGCAAAGGUGGGUAUGAUUCACGUGGCGAGGAAACUGUUUGAUCAUAUGCCUCAAAGGAAUGUGAUAUCUUGGAGCUGCAUGAUUCAUGGUUAUGUAAGUUGCGGCGAGUACAAAGCUGCACUUUCCUUGUUUCGGAAUUUGCAGGUUUUGGAGGGUCAUAGAAUUAGACCCAAUGAAUUCACAUUGACGUCUGUGCUAUCAGCUUGUGCGAAGUUAGGUGCUCUUCAACAUGGAAAAUGGGUUCAUGCUUAUAUCGACAAAUCAGGGAUGAAAAUUGACGUUGUUUUGGGGACUGCUUUGAUUGAUAUGUAUGCUAAAUGUGGGAACAUUGAAAGGGCAAAAUGCAUAUUUUAUAAUAUGGGUCUUGAAGAAAAAGAUGUAAUGGCUUGGAGUGCUAUCAUUGCUGCUCUGGCCAUGCAUGGACUUUCAAAGGAAUGCAUUGAACUUUUUGAAAAGAUGAUAAAUGAUGGGGUGUGGCCAAAUGCUGUGACUUUUGUGGGUGUUCUUUGUGCUUGUGUACAUGGAGGUUUAGUUAGUGAAGGGAAUCAAUAUUUCAAGAGGAUGAAAGAAGAGUAUGGUGUUAGUCCUUUGAUACAACAUUAUGGUUGUAUGGUUGAUCUAUACAGUAGAGCCGGUCGAAUUGGAGAUGCUUGGGAUAUUGUGAAAUCAAUACCUAUGGAACCUGAUGUGAUGAUAUGGGGUGCUUUGCUUAGUGGUGCUAGGAUGCAUGGUGACAUUGAAACAUGUGAGAUUUCAAUAAAGAAACUCAUUGAGUUGGACCCUAAAAACAGUGGUGCCUAUGUGCUUCUUUCUAAUGUGUAUGCAAAGAUGGGAAAGUGGAGGGAAGUGAGGCAUCUGAGAGAUGUUAUGGAGCUGAGGGGCGUUAAGAAAGUUCCAGGGUGUAGUUUGGUUGAGAUAGAUGGUGUUCUUCAUGAGUUUUCUGCAGGGGAGGAUUCUCAUCCAGAAACACAAAAUAUAUAUAGAAUGAUUGAUGAGAUUAUGAAGAGGCUGGAGAAGCAUGGUUAUAUACGUAACACCAAUGAGGUAUUGCUUGAUUUGGAUGAGGAAGGAAAGGAGUUGGCAUUAUCUCUUCAUAGUGAAAAAUUAGCACUUGCAUUUUGCUUUCUGAGGACAAGCCCAGGCACCACAAUAAGGAUUGUAAAGAACUUGAGGAUAUGUAGUGAUUGUCAUGUUGUUAUGAAAAUGGUAUCUAGGGAAUUUAAAAGGGAGAUUAUUGUUAGAGAUUGCAACCGUUUUCAUCAUUUUAAAAAUGGUGUGUGCUCCUGCAAAGACUACUGGUAAUAGUUAUUGUUGGAUAUGGCUCAUAUUAAGUGGUAAGGGAGCAAGUCGCCCAAUGAUAGUAAUUAUUGUUGGACAUAUCAUGGAUAAUAUUGUAAUUUGGAUCAAUAGUAUUUAAAUGAGUCAUGUUAAAAGUGUUCUUAGAUCACUUAUUAAGGAAACUAAA
Molecule: messenger RNA, 2623 nt
Organism: Cicer arietinum (chickpea)
Lineage: Eukaryota; Viridiplantae; Streptophyta; Magnoliopsida; Fabales; Fabaceae
Product: pentatricopeptide repeat-containing protein At3g62890
Biological process (GO): RNA modification
Molecular function (GO): zinc ion binding; protein binding; RNA binding
Source: RefSeq, a predicted model, not a curated record